Molecule: messenger RNA, 252 nt
Organism: Morchella sextelata
Lineage: Eukaryota; Fungi; Ascomycota; Pezizomycetes; Pezizales; Morchellaceae
Exons: 1
Source: RefSeq, a predicted model, not a curated record
GGUGUUUUUGUCAGAUACACUCACGUGACAUGCUCCAUGAUGCUAAGAUGGCCUGCAUUCGAUGUCACUCGCAAUCCAACCAAUAUAAUAUAUCGCAAUGGCGAGAAGGGCAGACUUCGUAACCUUGACCAUACUCCGAUCCAAACCUCGUGGGAUCCGGGAGUUAGGUGUUCAAUAAGCCGACUUGAGCAGACGCGGUACUGGGGCAGCUCCAAACCUCUACAAACCCCUCUCCGCCCUUCUGGUUCUUGA